This is a messenger RNA of Mya arenaria, 1170 nucleotides long. RefSeq lists its product as uncharacterized. Lineage: Eukaryota; Metazoa; Mollusca; Bivalvia; Myida; Myidae. Bases 1 to 1170 code for a protein of 389 amino acids. The record is from RefSeq and is a predicted model, not a curated record. The transcript has 11 exons.
AUGCAGGCCAUGGAAGAACUUGGAUAUUUCUCUCCUGACGGACAAAGUUGUUCGGAGAUUGGACAGUGGGUGGACUCGAUCACUGGAUUUUCCAGUGAAGACGCGGUGGCCCCACUAUGGGGCUCUAUUCAGGUUAUUGGUCCUCCUGAUGUUUACCCGAUUUACGGAAAUUCUGAAUUAACUUGGGCUCCGCAUAAAAACAGCCGAGAUGAUGACGAAUACAUCCAGGUUAUGUUUGCCGAACCAGUGUUGGUCACCGGUGUCGAUGUUUAUGAAACAUGGAAUUCUGGAUUCACAACAAGGAUCCUAGCCUUUGAUGGCCAGAAUUGGGUCACGUUAUGGUCAACGUCCACACCAGUCUUUAUUGAAGAAGUUCGAGUCCAUAAUCCAACUCUUGAGGUGAGUGGUUUCCUGACCAGGGAAAUCAAAGUACAUGGGGAUUGCAGACCAAGUAAUUCUUCGAUAGAAAUUGACGCCAUUCAGCUUCGCGGUUACUCUGCAUCAUGUGGCUGCGUGGAAAUUUCGCAAUGGGCACAGACAUUGACAGACUUUUCUUCUGAAGAACCAAACACAUUGUGGAUGGCGUCCCAAGUUCUUGGAGUGAGUGACGCCUAUCCGUCUUCGUCAGAAAGCAUGGGAAAGGCUUGGAAACAGACCAGCUCAAACCUUGGCAAUGAUGAAUAUAUACAGAUGAGGUACAACAACCACGUUUACGUAACUGGCGUGGACGUUUACGAGACGUACCGUCCUGGUUCAGUAAAAAAUAUCGACGCUUUUGACGGCUCCUCAUGGGUGACGUUGUGGAGCAACCCUACACCUAUUCCUACCGCAGAAACUGCUCAGAUAUUCACCCCGGUUCUCAAUACUCCAUAUGUGUACACAAAUGAGCUACGCGUGCGUGUUGACUGCCAAGCCGGUGGUGUGACAGACUCGGUGCAACUAGAUGCUGUCCAACUCCGAGGAUACUCAUGUGAACAAACGUGUGAGCUGCUGGCACAGUGGGUUCAGUCUGUUGCAGAUUUCUCGUCUGAAGUUUCAAAUGUAGACUGGGCGGCCACCAAGGUGAUAGGAGCUCCAAAUGUGCAUCCAUCCUACGGUGACUUAAGCGAGGCCUGGGCACAGUCAGUCAAAGAUGAGAACCAGUACAUUCAGGUGAUCAAACUCCACUAA